AUGAACCGCCUGGAGAUUUCAGCUGGCAAGCACGCCUCGGCGUUCGGGCAGCUCGUCACUGGACCUCCUGGAGCGGGGAAGACGACCUACUGCAAUGGGAUGCACCAGUUCCUUACGGCCCUGAAACGACCUGUACAUAUAAUCAACCUCGAUCCGGCCGUCCCCAAUCCCCCUUAUCCAUGCGCUAUCAACAUCUCCGAAAUCGUCACCCUCGACGAGGCCAUGGCGGAGCACGGCCUCGGACCGAACGGCGCCAUGCUGUACUGCGUGGAAUACCUCGAGAAGAACUUUGACUGGCUGGUGGAGAGACUGGAUGAAGUUCUGGAGAAGCAGGGAGGGGGAUACGUCAUCUUUGAUACGCCAGGACAGGUGGAGUUGUGGACGAAUCAUGAUAGUUUGAAGAGGAUCGUGGAGCGGUUGAUGAAGAUGGAGUACAGGUUGGCCGCUGUGCAUCUCAGCGACGCCCAUUAUAUCACCGACGGCUCGAAAUUCAUCUCGGUCGUUCUGCUCGCUUUGAGAGCUAUGAUGCAGCUGGAGAUGCCGCACAUCAACGUUUUGAGCAAGAUUGAUCUCCUAUCCACAUAUGGACAGCUCCCAUUUGAUCUCAAAUACUAUACCGAGGCUCGGGAACUCGGCUACCUCCUCAACAGUCUGGAGGCGGGGCCAAGGAGUAAGAAGAUGGAGAAGCUGAAUCGAGCGAUGGUCGAGCUGGUAGCGGAGUACAGCAUGGUGGGGUUCGAGACAUUGGCUGUUGAGGACAAACAAUCCAUGCUGCAACUCCUUCGCCAAAUCGAUAAAGCUACCGGCUACAUCUUCAUUCCUCCUUCCUCUACCUCAGGCGGGGGCUCGACCGACCUCCUCGAUAACGCAUACGCCCUUUUCUCUACCGGCGCAGGCGACGUGCCCGGCUGGGAUGUCAAUGAUGUCGAGGAGAGAUGGGGAGAGAGGAAGGCCGAGUGGGACGAAGUGGAGAGGGAAGAGUGGAAGAGAGAGCACGAGAGGAGAGCGGAGAGCGGGAUGGAACAAGAUUGA
Molecule: messenger RNA, 1032 nt
Organism: Dioszegia hungarica
Lineage: Eukaryota; Fungi; Basidiomycota; Tremellomycetes; Tremellales; Bulleribasidiaceae
Product: cytoplasm protein
Exons: 5
Coding region: 1-1032 (343 amino acids)
Cellular component (GO): cytoplasm
Molecular function (GO): GTPase activity
Source: RefSeq, a predicted model, not a curated record